GCAGCAGCCAAAACCCUCCUCCUCCUCUCUCCCCCUUCCGCAGCAAGCAAAGCCCACACUGAGCUCCACAGCUCCCCUCCCCUCCGCGCCGCCAUCCAAAUGCCGGCGCUGCACCCCCGCCGCGGCCUCCUCUCCCUCCUGCUCCUGCUGCUCUCCUUCGCCUCCCCAUUCCUCUUCUCCCCGGCCCCCGCCGCAACCGCCGUCGGAGAUUGCCCUUUGGAUUUUAGUUGGGCCAACUUCACAUCAGCUUCCAUCGCAUGCUCUGAUCCCACGCAGCGGGCAGCAUGCUGCAGAUACAUCAAUGCAUUCGUAGCCAUCUCUAUGUCUCGCUACGCCAAUGCCACCGGCAGGCUGGGUGUCCCUCCGGCCUUCUCUGAGAUAUGUCUUAGCUCGGUAUCGGAGACAUUCAAGCUACGAGGAAUCCCCACUGAUGCCGACGUGUUCUGUGGGCUGGGACCCAAGAUAAGGGUCUCAUAUCAGUGUGCUGGACGGGACACGGUGCUGGAGAUGAUGCAAUCCCCAAAUUUCAAUGACGUUGUUGGAAGCUGCAGGGGUCCUCUCUCCUUGGACAUCACUUGCAAGACUUGCUUGAAUUACGGCAUUGUUUACCUCCAUCGCCUCAUUGGCUCAGAUGACAAUGUCGGCCUUAGCGUCUGUCGCAACGCGGUUUUUGUCACGCUUGCAACUCAACAGGGCAUUCUUUCAUAUGAUGACAUUGUCAAGUGCUUCUUCGGUGUUCAAGGAAUCACAAUGUUUCCAGGACCAUCGUCUGUCACUUCGACUCCAGCUUCUUCUCCAAAUGUAACAACUCCUGUUGAUGCUCCAACUCCAAAGACCAAAAGUGUUCUGCAGAAACAUCACCAACCUUACCGGAUUACAGUCAUUCCGGGGAUAGGGAUAGCGGUUAUCUUGCUUGCUGUUCUGCUCCAACUUGUCUUAGUGAUACUAAUUCGUAGAAAGAACAGGGAAUUGAAGGAUGCAGACCUUCAUAUGCAGAAUCCAGAAAAUGCAUUUUGUCAGAGUCAAUCCUGGAGAUGCCCAGAAGGUCAAUCACCAAUGUUUCAAAGGUACAGUUACAAAGAAACAAUGAAAGCAACAAACAAUUUCAGCACAGUUAUUGGAAAGGGAGGUUUUGGAACUGUCUACAAAGCUCAAUUUAGUGACGGAUCUCUAGCAGCUGUAAAAAGGAUGGACAAGGUCUCAAAACAAGCUGAGGAAGAAUUCUGCCGAGAAAUGGAGCUCUUAGCUAGGUUGCAUCAUCGCCAUCUUGUAACCCUCAAGGGAUUCUGCAUCGAAAGGAAAGAAAGGUUCCUUGUCUAUGAGUACAUGGCGAAUGGAAGCCUAAAGGAUCACCUUCACUCAUCUGGAAGAAAGGCAUUAAGCUGGCAAUCUAGACUACAGAUUGCAAUGGAUGUGGCCAAUGCUCUGGAGUACCUCCAUUUCUUUUGUAACCCACCACUCUGCCAUAGAGACAUCAAGUCGAGCAACAUUCUUUUAGAUGAGAAUUUUGUUGCCAAGGUUGCUGAUUUUGGGCUUGCACAUGCAUCAAGAACUGGUGCCAUCAGCUUUGAAGCUGUCAACACGGAUAUAAGGGGGACCCCAGGGUACAUGGAUCCUGAAUAUGUGAUAACUCAAGAGUUGACAGAGAAGAGUGAUAUAUACAGCUAUGGUGUGCUCCUACUUGAGCUGGUUACUGGGCGGAGAGCAAUCCAAGACAGCAGGAAUUUGGUUGAGUGGGCACGGGGACACUUAUCGUGUGGAAAGAUAACACCUGAAUUCGUGGACCCAACGAUCAGGGGCUUGGCUGACAUGGAUCAGCUGCAUUUGGUGGCUAGCAUUGUCCAAUGGUGUACACAGAAAGAGGGCCGGGAGAGACCUUCCAUUAGACAAGUGCUCAGGAUGCUCUCGGAGAGGCUGGAUCCAGGGAAUGGCAGCUUUGGCGAAGGCAUGGAAGAUGCAGAGGGAGGAUUUUAUCCUAGAAAUAGCAAAGGCAGCGUCCACCGAAACGAGCUGAUUCCCCACAGUGGUGACAUGAGGUCUCUCCAUUCCUCGUCGAGCACAACAAGAUCCUAUUGCAGCCGCAGCAUGUUACUUGAAGGUGGCCAGGCUCACUCUCCACCAGAAACCCUAUGACUCCACUUCCUUGCGGUUCAAUUCUAGCCAUGAGAUUUUGCUAUUCUUAAUGCCUCUCUGCUGAGUACGUGCUUACUGUGAAGCAAGUCAAAGCGUCCAACUUAUACCAAGAUUCGCUUCUGAUGAUCAAAAUGGAGUUCUGUAAGCCGGCUAUUCUUGUGAAAGUGAAUUGGCAGAUCGUAUGACGUGCAAUACUGCAAUUUGCUGUGUAGUGUGGUUGGUUGGUGUGCCAAAGUCAGAAGGCAGAAGCAAAGACUAUUGGGUGAUCCUGGAAGCGAAGCAAAACCAUGCAUGCACAUAUAUGGUGUUGCAGAUUAUUUUGCCGGAUCUUCUGUUCUGGUUUCAGAAUUGUGUAGUUUGCAUUCUUUAUAGCUAGAACUGUUGUCCAGUUACUUCGAUGGUGUGCUUUCUCUUGUUUUCUCUGAGACGACGUCGGUGUUGCCUUUGGCAGAUGGUUGCAAGCAGCACGAGGUUUUGGGGCUAGUGGACAGAAAAGAAACCCAGACAACCUUGAGAUCCCAUCCUUGCAUUCUGAUGAUGGAUGCUCCUUUUCUUUUUUUUUUUUUCUCAUUGCUGUUAGUUGUUGAUGAGAUGGUGAUGGGAGAUGAUGGCUGGUCAGCGGUAGGUGCCGCACAUUGUCUUUUAAUUAUUCGUGUCAAGUGAUUAAUGGUGGUUGGAAUACACUCUUAGACACAUAUGUUACAUGUGAUUGCUUGCAGUGAAGCUUUCUUGAGU
Molecule: messenger RNA, 2868 nt
Organism: Oryza brachyantha (malo sina)
Lineage: Eukaryota; Viridiplantae; Streptophyta; Magnoliopsida; Poales; Poaceae
Product: probable receptor-like protein kinase At1g49730
Exons: 9
Coding region: 100-2133 (677 amino acids)
Biological process (GO): protein phosphorylation
Molecular function (GO): protein kinase activity; ATP binding
Source: RefSeq, a predicted model, not a curated record